Molecule: messenger RNA, 1293 nt
Organism: Sitophilus oryzae (rice weevil)
Lineage: Eukaryota; Metazoa; Arthropoda; Insecta; Coleoptera; Curculionidae
Product: probable H/ACA ribonucleoprotein complex subunit 1
Exons: 2
Coding region: 86-1021 (311 amino acids)
Source: RefSeq, a predicted model, not a curated record
UAGUACAUCUUAAACUAUAAAACCUGAAGAUACAGUUUUAAUCGGAGUCGAAACUUGACCGAUCUAACACACGUAUUCAGUUAGGAUGAAGCCGUUUUUGUUUGCUUUCUUUGUUGCUGUGGUCUCAGCCCGCCCUGAACCACCAGUAGGCUACAGCUACCCCUCCCCAUCCGGAGGUGCUGGAAUAAUCGGAGGAGGAGGGCAUCAAUCCUUCCCCUCUGGACCAAUCGGAGGAGGUUUUCCAUCCGGAUUAGACAGCGGCGCUUUCGCCGGUAACGGCAUCGGUGCCGGACACGGCGCCGGUGGAUUCGACGGUUCUUCAGGCUUCUCCUCCAGCGGUGCCGGUAGCUUCGCAGGCGGCUCUGGAUUUGGAGGCGGUCAUGGAGGUGGUGCUGGAGGAUUCGGCGGUGGUCAAGGAGGUGGAUUUGGAGGUGGUGCUGGUGGAUUCGGCGGUGCUGGUGGUACCACCGUCCACAAACACGUCUACGUCCAUGUAGCUCCCGAAGAACCUGAAGAAUCUAGACCUGCCAAGGUCUACCCCGUAGCCGCUCCUCAGAAACACUACAAAAUCAUCUUCAUUAAAGCUCCAUCUGCUCCUGCUCCUACCGCUCCCGUUAUUCCCGCUCAACCUCAAAACGAAGAAAAGACCUUGGUCUAUGUGUUGGUCAAGAAACCCGAAGAACAACCCGAAAUUGUUAUCCCAACCCCUGCCCCAACUCAACCCAGCAAACCCGAAGUAUAUUUCAUCCGUUACAAGACCCAGAAGGAAGCUGCCGCCGCAGCUGCUGCUGCUGGUGCUGGUUCUUUCGGUGGUGGUGCUGGUUCCUUCGCCGGUGCAGGUGCUGGUGGUGGAAUAAGCGGAGCUGGUGCCGAUUUUGGUUCUUCUGGCGCUGGAAUUUCUGGUGGAGACCUCGGUGGACACGGUGGAGCCAGCUCUUUAUCUGGUGGUUUCGCUUCGGCAGGUGCCAGUUCCUCAGCUGGAACCUCCUCCAAAUACGGCCCACCCGGUUACCAGAAAUAAAUUUGACGAAAACGAGAUUAACUGCUGUAACGUGUCAUUUACGGGUACGCACGUACAUUUUCUUAAAAUUUAAUUUAUUCUAAUAUUAAGUUGACGAUGUUGUUGAGAUGCAUGUGACCUGUGGUGAGAUUUUAUGUGAUAAUGUCACUUAAUUCAUAAUUGGAAUAAUUUCUCUUAUUGUAUAUAGUCAUUAGAUUUGUAAGGCAUUCACUUUAAAGUGCUCAUGUAGAUUUAAGAAACGGUGACAAAUAAAAUUAAUACAUUUAUUUUUA